AUGGCUGCCGAUACGAGAGAACCGCAACCCAAUGAGUUGCCCAAAGGUGUUGUCAUAGGAAAGGAUGGCAAGCCUUGCCGAUCAUGUACAUCGAAAAAGGAUUUUGCCUCGUGGGCGCAGAUGGCCAAAUCAUCACUCAAGUCCGGGGGUGGUAAUGUAGGCGCUGCUACUGCUGGAGUCGGUGCCGGUGCCGGUGCCGCAGCCGCAGCCGCUUCGGCCAACUCCUCGCAACAGGCCACGCCGGACGACUGCCCUGCCGAUGUCGAGACACUAGGUCGGAGCACCUGGACUCUACUACACUCCAUCGCCGCGACAUACCCCAAGACACCAAACACUGCCCAGCAGUCCGAUCUCAAGACUUUCAUGGGAGUCUUCUCAAGACUCUAUCCAUGUUGGGUAUGCGCCGAAGAUUUCCAGGAAUAUAUGCAGAAGGAACGUAUUCAGGUCGGUAGCCGUGACGAGUUUGGCAAGUGGCUGUGCGAGGCGCACAAUGCCGUCAACGUCAAACUAGGCAAACAAAAGUUUGACUGUUCGAAGUGGGAAGAGAGAUGGCGAACGGGCUGGAAAGACGGGCGUUGUGAUUGA
Messenger RNA from Hypoxylon fragiforme, 585 nucleotides. Its product is annotated as ERV/ALR sulfhydryl oxidase domain-containing protein. The record is from RefSeq and is a predicted model, not a curated record. Gene Ontology annotation, cellular component: mitochondrion. Gene Ontology annotation, molecular function: flavin adenine dinucleotide binding; flavin-dependent sulfhydryl oxidase activity. The coding region runs from base 1 to 585 and encodes 194 amino acids. Lineage: Eukaryota; Fungi; Ascomycota; Sordariomycetes; Xylariales; Hypoxylaceae. The transcript is spliced from 2 exons.